Achroia grisella is the source of this 441-nucleotide messenger RNA. Its product is annotated as allergen Tha p 1-like. Bases 15 to 392 code for a protein of 125 amino acids. Lineage: Eukaryota; Metazoa; Arthropoda; Insecta; Lepidoptera; Pyralidae. The transcript has 3 exons. The record is from RefSeq and is a predicted model, not a curated record.
CAAAUAGUAUCAGAAUGAGGACUUUAAUCUUAGUUUGUUUGGCAAGCUUAAUGGCUGUAGCCAUGGCCCGUCCUCGAGAUACUUACACUGAUCGUUUCGACAACAUUAAUUUGGAAGAAAUUCUUGAGAAUAGACGUCUUCUAGUGCCUUACAUCAAAUGUAUUCUUGACCAAGGAAAAUGCUCUCCUGAAGGAAAGGAACUUAAAUCGCAUAUAAAAGAGGCUUUAUCAAACGACUGCGCCAAAUGUACAGACAAGCAGAAAAGUGGCACGAAAAAAGUUCUCACACAUAUUAUUAAUAAUGAAAAAGACUACUGGAAUGAACUCAAAGCCAAAUACGAUCCGGAAGAUAACUUUUCAAGUAAAUAUGAGAAAGAAUACACUGCAGCAUAAUGACUUGGCCUCGGUAUAAAAAGAUAUGAAACAGUGCAAAAUGGUUACA